AAAGUCGUUUACCAUACUGUAAUGGGAAAAUGGCGCAUUACUUGAUUUGUAUUUUAUAGGUUUUUGCGGGAAAUAUAUUUGAUACAGUUUAUAUUUUUGAUGCUUUUUUUUUUAAGUUACAGUUAUACAUUCAUUAUCACGGUAUUUUAUUAAUUGUUAUGGAACAGUAUGUCAUUACACUGUUUAUCUGCGAAGACAGCGUCGUUGCUGAAGAGUUCUCAGGUUAUAACCUCGGUUUCUACCGUGGUCAAGGAACUUACGGAAAAUGCUAUUGACGCGGGGGCAAACAAUAUCGAAGUUAAGCUGGAGUACCAUGGCAUGGGUAAGAUUGAAGUUAAGGAUGAUGGGUGUGGCAUCAAGCGAGAUGACACAUCUUAUGUUUGCCUUCCCAGCUACACAUCAAAAAUAAAGGAUUUCUCAGACCUGGAUGAGCUCCGCAGCUAUGGUUUCCGAGGUGAGGCAUUGAAUGCCAUCUGCCGUCUUGCAGACGUCACCAUCACUACGCGGACAGACGUUGAUGACUAUGCUCUGUCGUACACCAUGGAUGCAAAAGGGGAAGUCAAGUCUCAGCAGCCAUCACACAUAUCAAAAGGAACGAUCGUGAGCGUAAGUGGGUUGUUUCGGUCACUGCCGGUGAGACGGGAGUACAUGCGGGACCAGCAUCGGGCCGGGGAGGAGCUGCGGAGGGUGGAGGCAGUGGUGAAGGCACUCGCCGCGAUACACCCACCUCUGCGGCUGACGCUAAGCCACAACAGGUGCCUGGUGUGGCAGAAGUCGACAGUGGCGACCCUGCGGCAGUCGCUGCUGCACGUGGUGGGGCACCGGCUGUUGGCCGGGCUGGAGGAGCACAGCCUCCAAAACACCCAGUUUACAGCUAUGAUGAUGCUUCCGAAGAAAAGUUUGCCAGCCAUUGCAGAAAUUUGUCAGUCAAGUGUUGAUUGCAUGUUGGUGUACAUCAACAAACGACCUGUCAGGCACAAGAAAAUAGAGAAGCUGGUGGUGAGACACAUGAAAGAGUUCUACCAUCAGUUCCCCGCGGGUAAACACCCGACCUGCUUCAUAGCCUUGGAUCUGCCUCCAGCGGAGGUGGAUGUCAACUUGGAGCCCAACAAGACUCGUGUCUUCCUCAAGGAUGAGGAUAAGUUGCUUUCCAAACUUGAUGAGUUCUUCAACUUCCACUAUGAACCAAAGCUACCAAAACUGAAUGCUGCGAAAGACCACAAGUCGUCAAAGUGUGAACAGAACCACGAUGGUUCCCCCGGCACCCAGGGAAACGGUCCGGCGAAACGCCCGAAGCUGGACGCCGCCCGCCCAGCGGCCUCGCAGAAGACAGUGCGGGCUGCGUACAAGAUGCUGCAGGCCGAGAGCAGUGCAUCUCUACAGUGGACGCAGCAGUGCACGGGGGAGGGUGGGGCGGUCGGUGAGAACCAGUUGGCGCUGACAAGGAGCACUCCCCACCACGAGGUAGCCACGCCACUCAGAACUGCGACAGAGCACGACCUCGGUGUCGCUGACUCGAGCAUACGCGUACCCUUCCAGGCCCAAACUGACUUGGAGUUAGCAGUUGAAGCAGUUGAAGCAGUAGAAGUCGGUACUGAGGCACCUUCGGGCGAUGGUACGUUUCAGCAGUUAAAUAGCAUUACAGAGGAUAAUGCAAACUGUCAAAAUAACACUCAUAAUGUUUUGGACACCGGUGAGUGCAUUUCCCAGUUCUUUUUCAACAUUGAUGCUCCCAUCGUGGACCCAGUAACUAAUAUUUCAAAACAAAAUGUGGACACAAAAGUUUCAGAGAACUAUAACAACGGUUACUCCGGUGAAUCAAGUUUGGUAGAAGAGCAGAGGGUAGUUUGUAGUAGGGCACCACUGAUGCAGCACGAUGGUUACAUUGUCAGCACAGAAUAUCCAUCACCUGGCGCAGAUGCACCUAAAGAGUUAGGUUACUGUGUGGAAGUAAACACUGUCGAGUGUGCUGAUCCUAACACACGUAGCGAUGCUCGUGUUCCUGGUGCCGGUGCCGAGAGGGGCGAGGGGCUGGGCAGCGGUUGUAACGGAGCCGUGGAGAAGGCAGAGCCGUGCAGGGCUGUGAGCCAGAGCGUGUGGGAGGCCGCUGAUGCCGCCGCCGGCUUCUCGGGCCACGUCGUCGUGGAGGAAGAGAGCAGUGUCGGCGAACAGCCCACGGCCCGGUGUCCGUGGCCCGAGGCGUGGAGCAGGGGCAGUGUGGCCAACAAGCAAGGUCGAGCUUUGCAGGGUGGAGCGGCGUUGGUCACCAACACCAGUUUGAACGACACCAUCCAGAGUGCGAGCAGCCAGAUGGGGUGCAAGGAGCAAAGUGCAUUCACCAAGUUUUCACGCUCCAUGAGGCCCAAAAUCCUUGAUGAGAACCCAGGAAUUGCGUUCACGAAGGUGGCAGGCUUGCUGGUGAGUCGGUGGCGUGCGCUCUCCCCGGAGGAGCAGGCUCGCUACGAGGACCUAGCUGUGCAAGCAGAGCAGCAGAGGCGUUGCGAGCUCGACCGUCGCUCACUGACGCUCGUCAGGGGCAAGAAGGCAGUGAAGAGAGAAGCUCAGCAGCCCAGGAACACUCUCGACGGCGUGGUGCAGAAGAGACCGCAGUGCACCGCCUCCACCAAGCGAGAGUUCCUGGUUACAGAGACGCUUCCCAUCACCAUAGACAACGUUAGAGUGCGGUUCAGCCACAGCGCUUCUAAAUGUGUGGCGGGGGAAGCUCUCCGGGAAGGGGAAGUGCAGCUGCUCGGGCAGUUGCGGCCAAGUGGGUCGUGGCUGUACUUGCGUGGCCGGGAGCUGGGGUUGCUGCGUCACUGGGGCCUGCAGGAGAAGGUGUUGUACCACAGGCUGAUGUCAGAGAACACGAUACCAACCAAGCAACUGCAGGAGAAACUACCCAUUUCUCAGGGCUCUCUUGGCACAGACUUGUGGGAGCUGCUGUUGUCGAUGGACAGGAAAUUCUGCCCAGAAUUGAGGUGCUUACUGCUAUCCAGUCCUGCCUUGGACAGAAAUGGCUUUAAGAUUGAAGUGAAAGAAAGUGGCGACCAGGUAUCGUGCUACCUAAGCAGUGUGGCUAGCGUUACUCGCUUCUUCGGGAUGGUGGACCUGCGGGAAACACUGCAGCUUGUUCAGUUUCAUGGUGCCGAGCUGGCACAACUCAAGUACUGCCGUCCUCCCAAGAUUGCCAACUACCUGCGGUGCGAGGCAGUGCGGAUGGCACAGCAGUCUCCUGGCACAAUGGACCGUGAUGAUCUGCUGGAGCUGCUACGCUUCUGGGACUUCCACAUGACGCAGGAGGAGCCAGUGUGCCUCCACCACAAGCCUAUAUACAUGCCCCUUCACUCCCUGGGCUCUGUGUCGUGACACCCGCCGCUGGAUGCACCAGUCAUGCUCAGUAUACUUCUCCUGAUGUAUUUGCAUACGGAAUCAUGUUCAAAAAUUUAAUUAAACUUUUAGGAUAAGAUAUGUUGAUAAUUUUGCUCCAGAGCAUUAUCAGUGGUUGCUUGAAACAUUAUAUCUCAGUAUUAAAUAUUUUGACUACUU
This is a messenger RNA of Bacillus rossius redtenbacheri, 3546 nucleotides long. RefSeq lists its product as uncharacterized. The record is from RefSeq and is a predicted model, not a curated record. Gene Ontology annotation, molecular function: ATP hydrolysis activity; ATP-dependent DNA damage sensor activity; mismatched DNA binding. Gene Ontology annotation, biological process: mismatch repair. Bases 169 to 3366 code for a protein of 1065 amino acids. Gene Ontology annotation, cellular component: MutLalpha complex. The transcript has 13 exons. Lineage: Eukaryota; Metazoa; Arthropoda; Insecta; Phasmatodea; Bacillidae.